This is a messenger RNA of Triticum urartu, 1833 nucleotides long. RefSeq lists its product as uncharacterized. Lineage: Eukaryota; Viridiplantae; Streptophyta; Magnoliopsida; Poales; Poaceae. The record is from RefSeq and is a predicted model, not a curated record. Gene Ontology annotation, cellular component: chloroplast thylakoid membrane; chloroplast envelope.
CUCUUGUCUCACAGACAGACAGACAGACAGAGACCACCAUGACUCCCGACCACGCUGCUGCUGCUAUCGCCUCCCUACCCUACCUCGCCGCCGCCGCCGCCGGCACCUCCACCUCCACCUCCGGCUCGCUCCGGCGACCCCGCCCCUGCUGCUCCUUCCCUCUCCGCCGCCCUCCGCCCAUAUACCUCACCUGCGCCGCCUUCCCUUACACCCCUCCUCCCUGCGCCCCCGCCGGCGAUGGACAACACAUGUUCCGUGGCCUUCCCCAGCCACGAUGCUCCAACGUGGAAGCGGUCGGCGACGUGGCAGCAGCAGCAGUGCCCGACGAUUACACAGAGAACACGCCAUCAAGCAGUGGAUACGCGAAUGGCCAUAUGGCCACCGCUUCAUCGCACCAAGAAGAUCAUCCUUCUGAAGGAAGCGCGGGCAAGGAGAACCACAAGGCUACUACAGCCAACAUCAACCAAAAAAUGGUCAAGAUAUCUGAUAAGUUGAUUGGCGUCUUCAUGGUCGAUAAGCCUACACCGACGGAUUGGAGGAAAUUGCUGGCGUUCAGCAGGGAGUGGGACAACAUAAGGCCGCAUUUUUUCAAGCGCUGCCAGGAGAGAGCAGAUGCGGAAACAAAUCCUGAGAUGAAGCACGGCCUUCUCAGGCUGGCUAGAAAACUGAAAGAGGUAGACGAGGACGUACAAAGGCACAAUGAACUAUUUGAAUUAGUGAAAUCCACACCAUCUGGCAAAAUUGGUGAUGUUGUUGCUAAGCGCCGUAAAGAUUUCACGGUGGAGUUUUUCAACCACCUUUAUUAUGUCGCAGAGUCGUAUAAGGAUGAGCCUGCUAAGCAAAAAGAGUUGGCAACACUUGGAAAUGAUUGUGUGGAUGCUCUGCAAGCUCAUGAUGACAUGUCUGGCAGUCUUCAAGCGCUGAAUGUUGCGGAACUAAAGCUAAAGGACAUACUCAAUUCACCUUCAGUGGACGCUGCAUGCCGAAAGAUCGAUGACUUGGCUGAGAAGAAGGAACUAGACUCUGCGUUGGUGUUGAUGCUUUCAAAAGCUUGGUCAGCUGCAAAGGGCACCGACAUCACAAAAUCGGACGCAAAAGACAUAAUGUUCCAUCUAUACAUGACUGCUGUGGCCAAUCUCCAGAGGCAAAUGCCAAAGGACAUCAGAAUACUGAAGCAUCUUAUAAUGAUUGAGGAUCCAGCAGAACGUCUGAGUGCGUUGAAUGACGCUUUUACUCCUGGUCCUGAACUUCAAGGCGAGAAUGUCGAUACCUUAUUCACGAGUCCUGAGGUGUUGCACACUUGGGCAAGCGCUAUAAUCGACGCAUAUUAUAGCAGCAGGGAGGGCACUCUCCUUGGGCAGGCAAGGGACUUGAUGAACCCUAAAAUUAUCAAGAGGGUUGAAGAGCUUGUGAAGACGAUCAAGGAUCAAUACCUCUGACUCUGAAUGUCGAUCAUCAGAAAAGAUUGUGGUCUCAUGCUCCUGGUGAUUGCGCUACAAGUAUUAUCAUCUGAACAACAUGAUGGCCUUGCAUGCUCUGCUUGCUGCGCAGCGGUAGCGGUAGCGGAGUUGCAGUCAAUGGCUGCUGGGAAUGAAGAAUGCAAUACUUCACACGGAUUAAAUCCGGACUGUACGGUGCAUAAGUGAUUGUAGACUGUGAUGUAUGGAUGUAGGUUUCACUUAGAUUGUAUGUCUUGCUCCCUCAACCUCCCCAUAGAUAAUUAGAUAGUGUAUGCAGAUUGCCUCUGCUCAGGCAGAAUCUGAAGAGGACACUGAGAGAAUAGCACUUUAUUGUGAUCAUGAUAGACAUAAAAAGAUUUAAUAUUUUUCUUCA